Molecule: messenger RNA, 885 nt
Organism: Acanthosepion pharaonis
Lineage: Eukaryota; Metazoa; Mollusca; Cephalopoda; Sepiida; Sepiidae
Source: the annotation of a GenBank genome assembly
AUGGGAGUUUGGUUUUAUAUCAUCCUCUGUCGCUGUCCUUUUCAUUCUUACUUACUCACACAUCACACUCUAUCUCACUCUUUUUUUCUCUCUCUCUCUCUCGCUCUUUCUCUCUCUUUCUUCUUCUUCUCCCCCCUCACCUCCUCCUCCUCUGCCUUCUUCUUCUUCCCUGAUUCUUUUUUCUUCAUCUUCCCUUCCUCCUCCUCCUUCUUCUUCUCCCUCUCCUUUCCCUCCUUCUUCUUCUUCUUCUCCCUCUCCUUUCCCUCUUUCUUCUUCUUCUUCUCCCCCUUCUUCCUUCCUCCUCCCUUCCUCCUCCUCCUUCUUCUUUUUCUUCUUCUUAGUUUCCUCCUCCUCCCUUCCUCCUUCUCCUUCUUCUUCUCCCUCUCAUUCCCCUCCUUCUUCUCCUCCUCCUCCUACCUUCCUUCUCCACCUUCUUCUUUUUCUCUUCUUUGUUUCCUCCUCCUCCCUUCUUCCUCCUUCUUCUUCUUCUUCUUCUUCUCUCUCCUUCCCCUCCUCUUCUUUCUCCUCCUCCUCCUUCUUCUUAUUCUUCUUUCUCCUCCUCCUUCUUCUUUCUCCUCCUUCUUUCUCCUCCUUCUUCUUCUUCUUCUUCUUUCUCCUCCUCCUUCUUCUUCUUCUUCUUCUUUUUCUCCUCCUCCUCCUCCUCCUCCUCCUCCUCCUUCUUCUUCUUCUUCUUUCUCCUCCUCCGCCUUCUUCUUCUUCUUCUUCUUCUUCUUCUUCUUCUUUCUCCUCCUCCUCCUUCUUCUUCUUCUUCUUCUUCUUCUUCUUCUUCUUCUUCUUCUUUCUCUGUACUGCUAUUAUUUUCUUUCUCUUAAUUCCUGCUUACUUCUUCUUAAUUACCGUCAUUACUUAUUUCUUCUCCUCUAA